This is a messenger RNA of Medicago truncatula (barrel medic), 2457 nucleotides long. Its product is annotated as sucrose transport protein SUC4. The record is from RefSeq and is a predicted model, not a curated record. Gene Ontology annotation, cellular component: plasma membrane; vacuole. Gene Ontology annotation, molecular function: sucrose:proton symporter activity. Gene Ontology annotation, biological process: sucrose transport; transmembrane transport. The transcript has 5 exons. Lineage: Eukaryota; Viridiplantae; Streptophyta; Magnoliopsida; Fabales; Fabaceae. Bases 154 to 1668 code for a protein of 504 amino acids.
ACAAAAACUCACAGAAUCAAUCACACUGAACUUCAUUCUUUCCUUCCUUCAUCUCUCACAUCACACCACCUUUGCUUCCAUCUCACACAAAAACCCAUACCCCCCAUUUCUUCCACCACACCUCCCCAAUCCAGAUUCGGCGUCGGCAUCACGAUGCCGAAUCCCACUACAACAAACCCCCACCGGUCCAGAACCCGAUCAUCCACAUCCACAUCCACAUCCCGUCCGGUCCAACCGGUCCAACCACGAACCCCCUUACGCCAACUCCUCCGAGUCGCAUCCGUAGCAAGCGGUAUCCAAUUCGGUUGGGCUUUACAGCUCUCUCUCUUAACCCCUUACGUUCAACAACUCGGUAUCCCUCAUAAAUGGGCGAGCAUCAUCUGGCUCUGUGGACCGGUCUCCGGUUUAUUCGUCCAACCAUUAGUCGGUCAUUUAAGUGACCGAUGCUCCAGCCGGUUCGGUCGUCGGAGACCGUUUAUUUUAGUCGGCGCGGCGUCGAUCGUGGUUGCCGUUGUUAUAAUUGGAUAUGCUGCUGAUAUUGGUUACUUGAUCGGUGAUGAUAUAACGCAGAAUUAUCGUCCUUUUGCUAUAGUUGUUUUUGUGAUCGGGUUUUGGAUUCUUGAUGUUGCUAAUAAUGUUACUCAAGGUCCUUGUAGAGCUUUACUCGCUGAUCUUACUUGCAAUGAUGCUCGAAGGACGCGUGUUGCAAAUGCCUAUUUCUCCCUGUUUAUGGCUGUUGGUAACAUUCUUGGGUAUGCAACUGGAUCAUACAGUGGCUGGUACAAGAUUUUUACUUUCACACUUACUCCUGCUUGCUCUAUUAGUUGUGCAAAUCUCAAGUCUGCGUUCUUUCUCGACGUUGCUUUCAUCGUGGUAACAACAUAUCUCAGCAUUGUGUCAGCUCAUGAAGUGCCUCUAAGUUCAAGUGGGGCAGGAGAGUCGGGUAGUGCGGAAGAAGCUUUCAUGUGGGAAUUGUUUGGGACAUUUAAAUAUUUUUCAAUGCCUGUAUGGAUAGUACUGUCUGUAACUGCUCUGACAUGGAUUGGAUGGUUCCCAUUUAAUCUCUUUGAUACUGAUUGGAUGGGUCGGGAAAUUUAUGGUGGUGAUCCAGAGGGAGGCCUUAUUUAUGAUACUGGGGUUAGAAUGGGAGCACUUGGUUUAUUGCUUAAUUCAGUUGUUCUUGCAGUAACCUCAUUGCUCAUGGAAAGGCUGUGCAGAAAGCGAGGGGCUGGUUUUGUGUGGGGAAUCUCAAAUAUCUUUAUGGCUAUUUGUUUUAUUGCAAUGUUAGUAUUAACCUAUGCGGCAAAUAGCAUUGGCUACGUAAGUAAAGGUCAACCACCGCCAACAGGCAUUGUGAUCGCAGCAUUAGCAAUCUUUACCAUUCUUGGGUUUCCAAUGGCUAUCACUUAUAGUGUUCCAUAUGCCUUAAUUUCAACGCAUAUCGAACCAUUGGGACUUGGCCAAGGGUUAUCAAUGGGUGUCCUGAAUCUGGCAAUAGUGGUCCCGCAGAUUGUGGUAUCACUGGGAAGUGGACCGUGGGAUCAGUUAUUUGGUGGAGGAAACUCUCCAGCCUUUGCCGUGGCAGCUGUUGCAGCCCUUUUGAGUGGACUCUUGGCUCUAUUAGCUAUUCCCCGAACUCGUACACAAAAGCCUCGAGUCCGCAUAUGAGGUAUCAUAUGCUGUUUUCUUUUGGCACUUAUUUCUUUUGAAGAGGAAUGAUGAAAAUGAACAGGUAGCAAGAAUUUGUAAAUAGUUAUUGUUUUGUAGCCUUAUUCUUGAGUUUUCCUCUCCUCAAGAUUCCAACCUCCACUCAAUUUCUAAUGAAUAAAUGAAAUAUUGGCUGUGUUUUUAUCUUAUUGGUCAUUAUUAAAACCAAUGACCUUAUUUUUGAGUGUUGCUAUUUUCUGAUGCAAAGAAGGCUUCGGGUAACAAAUUUUGUUUAGAUACCAAUGAGUUGAGAUGUCUGUUUAAAAUGUAACGGCCGGUUGGCUAUGUAAAACCACGAGCAACAUUUACGGGCUGUAAGGAAGGGGGAAUGAUAUUCUUGAUGUCUACGGAACAAUGUAAAAACAAGAAAUUCAUACAACUCUUCUUUUUCCAAAUAUCUUGGAAUUUCAUAUGUAAUCCAAAAAAUUGUAAACCAGUCUUGUGUCGGAUGUUAUAUUAAGGCUAGAUGCCGCGGGAAUGUAUGUUGGGCAUCUUGCAUAUGUUCCAAAGUUAAUAUUGGCACCUCCUUUUCCCACCAAGAUGAGUUAUUGCCGAGUUUGAAUCAUUCCACAUGGAAAAUUUAUUUAUUUCUAGACAAUGCUGAUUUUGCAUUAGUGCUAUCAUGAUGGUUUAGAAUCUCAUUCAUUUGUGUAAUGUGCUUGUAUUUUGCUGAUGUAAAGCUUGAUUGAGACCUGUCUUUACUGUUUCUUCCUCCUUAUUUGGUACACAAGUAUUUUCCUUGUUUUGAUA